Messenger RNA from Acaulospora morrowiae, 126 nucleotides. The record is from the annotation of a GenBank genome assembly. Lineage: Eukaryota; Fungi; Glomeromycota; Glomeromycetes; Diversisporales; Acaulosporaceae.
AUGAGGAUAUACCCUGUCUUUCAUGUUUCAAUACUAAAGCCAUACAAGGAAUCACCAAAUGAGUUCUCACAUGCUGCACCACCAUCACCUGUCACCAUACCUGGAUCUGAUGAACCGGAAUAUGAA